This is a messenger RNA of Pomacea canaliculata, 847 nucleotides long. Its product is annotated as deleted in malignant brain tumors 1 protein-like. The record is from RefSeq and is a predicted model, not a curated record. Bases 92 to 847 code for a protein of 251 amino acids. The transcript has 7 exons. NCBI's taxonomy places the organism in Eukaryota, Metazoa, Mollusca, Gastropoda, Architaenioglossa, Ampullariidae. Gene Ontology annotation, cellular component: membrane.
GCAUCCACACUGCGGUCUGUGCUCAGUGUCAGCUUUCCAGCCAGACUCUCCUCACAUCCUCGUCUUCCUGCAAGACAUCGCAGCUAACAUCAUGAUGCGCUCAGUCCUCAGUGUCUGUGUGAUGUUUACUCUUCUACUACAAGGUUUGAAUGCACAGCUGCAAGUUCGGCUUGUGGAUGGAGCUGCCCCGUGGAAUGGUUUCCUUGAGAUGUUGUACAACGGAACAUGGUACCCAGUGUGUGUCGAUAAGUUUAGCAAACAAGAUGCACAAGUGGUCUGCAGAAUGCUGGGCUUCAACACGUCGCACGUUUAUACCGCGUCCUUAUAUAGGUACAGUAGGAGCUACAACCAUAUCAUGUUUGACGACCUGAGGUGUACAGGAGAGGAGACCACCUUAGAGAUGUGUAAUUAUACAAGGAUUAUCAGAGACCUCAGCAACCGCGAUGUCAUUGCUGUCACCUGCAACUCACAAAACAUGCAAGUGCGAUUGAGGGAUAUUAACUUUUUGGGACCUAACAGACGUCAGGUAGAGAUAGACAUCGGAGUUGGUCAGUGGGGACCAGUGUGUGUGUCGACUAACAACACUGCCAGGGUCGUCUGUAGACAGCUCGGCUUACCAUGGCUUGGUGCCAGGACGUUUUUAUCUAAAGUCGUUUCGGUCCGUCGUGAUGUCCCAUCUUGCUUUGGUAAUGAGACUAGCAUCGCUGAGUGUCAGCUUGAGACGUCUAGUGACAAAUACUGCCCGGAUUACACCAUCACUUGCAGAGACUCUCCUGUCAACAUCCACACAAACAGUAGCAAAUAUCCGUUAAUGGAGGAAACAAAUGAAAUGUCAAUAAAUAUAUAA